AUGAGCGCCACGAUCCCCCAAGUACUACAAGCGCUCACAGCGUUGUAUUCUGCUCCCGAUCUACAAGCAAAGAAAUCCGCUAAUCGAUGGCUUGACAAUUUCCAGAAGCAGCCCGAGGCAUGGUCUGCAGCAGAUUUUCUACUAGAGUCGACUGAUUACAAUACGGAGGCACGCCUUUUUGCCGCACAAACUUUGCGAACAAAGAUAGUUUAUGACCUACGGGAUCUUGAUGAGCCUGCACGACUUUCGUUACGGGAUUCACUAGUGGAGCGACUCAAAAUUUCAGUCUCAGGACCCAAAGUCAUCACGCUACAGCUGUGCCUAGCUUUGGCUGAUCUUGCAAUCCAAAUCCCAAGCUGGACUACUGCGAUCCAAGAUAUGGUCAAUAAGUUUGGCGGAUCAAUGGAUAUGAGCAUUUGCGUAAUCGAGUUCCUAAGAGUGCUCCCCGAAGAAUUGAAUGGAAAUAGCCGUAUACCUCUUUCGGAUAGCCAAUUCAAGGAGCAAAGCAUGAGUCUCGUACAAAAGAAUGCCGAGGAAGUAAUGAAGAUCCUUCUUAUGUAUAUGCAAGCUAGCGCUGGCAAUACCAGCAUUCUGGAAUGCGUGUUCCAAGCGCUUUCGAGCUGGCUCAGAACUGGAGACGUAGGCACAGGAUUUUUAUCAGAAAGCCCGUUGAUUGGAUUGGCAUUUGGAGCAUUGGAAAACCCAGAGCUAUUCGAUGUUGCUGUCGAUUUGAUUUGUGAGAUCAUGUACGAGACGCGAGAUGUAAACGAAUCCCGUGAAACGAUCCAGGCUAUCUAUACCCUUAUUGUCCCACUAUUGGCGAAGCUCAAAGAAGCUAAAAAUGAAGAGGACAGCGAUACAGUACGUGGCUAUUGUCGUCUAUUUGUGACAGCAGGAGAAAUCUACGUUCCUUUGAUCGUGCAGCAUCCGGCAUCACUCGAAGCACUUUUGGAUGGUGUGAUGGAAUGUACAUCUUACAGCGACCUUGAAAUUGUUCCAAUCACUUUCAAAUUCUGGUAUGAGCUUACCGAUACGCUCAAAAGUCCUCGAUUUCAAUCUGCGCUACCAGCACUUGUUGGGUACUUUGACAGACUUGUGGACAUCAUGAUUAUGCAUCUUCACUAUCCCGACGAUUCCCAUUCUUGGACAGCUGAAGAGCGUGACGAUUUCCGAGACUUCAGACAUGAAAUGGGUGAUACUUUGAAGGAUUGUUGCCAAAUACUAGGUGCUGAGAGAUGCCUGGAGAAGCCAUUCAUCAAAAUUAAGACGUUGCUCGAUCAAACAGAACCUGUACCAUGGCAACAACUAGAGGCGCCUAUUUUUUCUUUGCGGGCCAUGGGAUCUGAAGUACCAGAAUCUGAAGAAAAAGUUAUGCCACAGAUAUUGGAGCUAUUAUCCAGACUACCUGAUCAUCCCAAAAUCCGUUAUGCAGCGACACUGGUCAUCUCACGAUAUUCAUUCUGGACACGACUACAUCCACAGUUCAUUACUUAUCAGCUCAAUUUCAUCUCAGCUGGUUUUCAGAACGAUGAAGUGGCCGCGGCAAGCGCUUUGGCACUGAAAUAUCUUUGCAAGGAUUGUAGCGAGCUACUAGUAGAUUACGUAUCUGAUCUUCAUCCAUUCUACACAAGCAUCAUACGUAGCCUUCCGUUUAGUGAUGCGCUUGAUGUGACCGAAGCUGUUGCACAUGUGCUUGCUGCGGUUCCAAUUGCAAACAUGCAGGAUACACUACAGCAUUUCUGCUUGCCGCUAGCCCAGGACUUGCACACGAUCGUAAUGAAAGACAAAGCUUCAAUUACACGCGAAGAUUCAGUUCGAGUUGGAGAUUUGUUGGAUGAAAUCGCGGUUUUCUUGGAAAUAAUCCAUCCUGACAUUCCUCUUGGUCAACCUCAUCCAUGUGUCAACUUUGUGAACGAGUUAUGGCCUGUGUUUGAUCUGUGCUUGGAUAAGUUUGGCGACGACAUGCCCGUAUGCGAACAACUAGGCAAAUGCUUCAAGAACUGCGUGCAAUCCUACAAGCUUCACUUUUUGCCGUUACUACCCCAGUUAAUCGAGCGGAUAACAAGUGGAUUUGAGUGCAGCGGUUUGAGCGUGUACCUGUAUGUGGCUCAUAAGAUUGUCAAGGAAUAUGGUUCAGGUGGCCCAGAAAAUGCAGCAGGCUGUUUCGGUCUUGUAGAACGUAUGAGCGCAAUUAUGUUCUCGAAGGCGAGUGAAAAGCAGUUUCAAGACAUGCCCGAUGUGGUAGACGACUAUUUCCGGUUGAUCACAGAAAUGCUGAAGAUUAUACCAACCAAUCUCAUUCAAAGCCCAUUGUUGGCAUCAAUCUUCCAAGGUGGUCUUGUUGGUUUAUCACUUGAUGAAAAGAACGCCCUUGGUUCUGUGGUCGCAUUUUAUCGUCAGUUAUUGGAUAUUGCAGUACCGGUGAACCACCAUCGUGCAUCAGAUAGCUCCGUAGCCGAAUCAGCAGCCGCCGAUCAGAACGCCAACAUAGUUACGCAGCUCUUCCGUGAAUGUGGGAGUACUUUCUUCAAUAUCUUAUUCCAAGGAUUAAUCUCGCAUUACAACUGGGAUAUCAUUCCGGAGGUAGCCAGCAUUUUAAAAACUCUCUCGCAAAUCCUCCCAAAGGAAUCAAGCGAAUGGAUCGUUUUCAUGGUUACAAAUAUCCCGGAAGAGACAAUAUCGGCAAACAUGAAAAAUGACUUCCUUCAAAGCUAUGUGAGUGCGGUGCAAGAAAAACAUUGGGCGAAGGCACGUCGUGUGUUAUCGGAUUUCAUCGUUGCAUAUAGAAGGAAGAACACCGUGCAAUCUAGAAAAGAGUAG
Molecule: messenger RNA, 2820 nt
Organism: Lichtheimia ornata
Lineage: Eukaryota; Fungi; Mucoromycota; Mucoromycetes; Mucorales; Lichtheimiaceae
Exons: 9
Coding region: 1-2820 (939 amino acids)
Biological process (GO): protein import into nucleus
Cellular component (GO): cytoplasm; nuclear membrane
Molecular function (GO): small GTPase binding
Source: RefSeq, a predicted model, not a curated record